Molecule: messenger RNA, 3087 nt
Organism: Triplophysa dalaica
Lineage: Eukaryota; Metazoa; Chordata; Actinopteri; Cypriniformes; Nemacheilidae
Gene: fosl2
Product: FOS like 2, AP-1 transcription factor subunit
Exons: 4
Coding region: 511-1518 (335 amino acids)
Biological process (GO): regulation of transcription by RNA polymerase II
Cellular component (GO): nucleus
Molecular function (GO): DNA-binding transcription factor activity, RNA polymerase II-specific; RNA polymerase II cis-regulatory region sequence-specific DNA binding
Source: RefSeq, a predicted model, not a curated record
UGAUACGCGGAGCUGCGAUGUAGAGUAGAGCCAUUGAAGUGAGUCAUCUCAAUGUGCGACCCGCCGAAGUAACACCGAACUUCACUUAAUCGCCGAAAUCAGUUCAACAAAGUCCAGAGCGGUACACUCAUCGUUGCCGUGAGUCACUGCUAAAGCGACAGAACUAAACCUGGGAGAGUUCACUGAAGAACAGUAGGUGCUUCGUAUAUUUUUUCCCCGUUUUCUUCUGGGAACAUCUCAGUGUCUAUAAUGAUUAUGUAUUAGUUUUGCAAGAGGUCUAUCUAUUUUUUGGACUAUGUAAGAGACUAUUAAGGGCAUUGGCAUCUCCUAUAAUAGAAUAUUGCUGUACUUUGAAGGUACAUACAUCGUUCAUUAAAACGUAUUUUGGAUAUCGUUUUUAGAGUAGACAUAAAGGAACCUCUUUGCUUGGAAGUGCUUUUUUGCGACUGAAGAUACUCGUGGGGGAUUUCAUUGUCAACCUUCUGAAAAUCCCUCCUCUUUCCCUGGAUCAUGUACCAGGAUUACACCGGUACAUACGACACAUCAUCCCGCGGCAGCAGCAGCUCACCGGCGCAAGCAGACACCAGCCCAAUCAUUGCCUCCACCUACCAGAAGUACAGAGUAGACAUGCCUGGCUCUAGCAGUGCCUUUAUUCCAACUAUUAAUGCCAUAACUACCAGUCAGGACCUGCAAUGGAUGGUUCAGCCCACAGUAAUCACCUCUAUGUCUAAUCCAUACUCCCGGCCUCACCCAUAUGGUCUGUCCGUGUCUAGUGGCCCAAGCCUCCUUGGUCAUACAGCCCUAACAAGACCUGGGGUUAUCCGAUCCAUUGGCGAUGCCCGGGGGCGACGCAAGAGAGACGAGCAGCUCACUCCAGAGGAAGAGGAAAAACGGAGAGUAAGGCGAGAAAGAAACAAGCUAGCUGCAGCAAAAUGUCGAAACCGAAGAAGAGAACUGACUGAGAUGCUCCAAGGGGAGACAGAGAAGUUAGAAGGAGAAAAGGCUGACCUGCAAAAAGAAAUCGAGACACUCCAGAAGGAAAAGGAUAAGUUAGAGUUUAUGUUGGUGGCCCACACCCCUGUAUGCAAGCUACCCCCUGAAGAACGACACCAGAGCUCUCACAGCCAGCAGUGUGCACCUCUUUCUGUCACCAUGCGCUCCAACCUGGUUUCCCGAAGCCUAAUGAACAGUCUCAGUCCCGUGGUGGUGAAGCAGGAGCCUUUGGAGGAAGAUGAUGAAGAGGAGGGAAAAGUCCAUCAUUCAGUCAUCAAGCCAAUCUGUCUAAGUAGUGGCAUGUUUUGUUCUGAUGGAGACAGUCUCAACACACCUGUGGUGGCUGCCUCUACACCCGUAUCCACCACCAGCAACCCCAGCCUCAUCUUCACUUACCCCAACAUACUGGAACCUGAGAGCCCUUCACCAUCGUCAGAGUCCUGCUCCAAAGCACACCGACGUAGCAGUAGCAGUGGCGAUCAGUCUUCAGAUUCCCUCAAUUCUCCUACCCUGUUGGCGCUUUGAAGGAAAACUUUCAGGAUCUCCCUAUCACUUUCAGCUGGGAUUUGAAGCUCUAUGAAGCUUGAGAACUCUCAAGGGCUAAUUUGCUCAUUCUAGUGUAUCUAAUGGGAGGAAUUUGUUUUGUUUAAAUGUAUGUGCAAAUUUCAAACACUAUUUCAGCUAUGAAUAGUGGUGAGGUUUUUUACUGAACACGAAUUAAUAGCGGAGGAGGGAUUAAAUCAUUCAUCUUUUAAAAGACUUGCAGUCAAUGCAUAAUAAAGCCAUUGGCCACCCGUUCAGGUGCAUGACAGGUUACUAAUUACCGCAAUCCUUCUGACUUAAAACAGAGAGUAGAAUAUCUUGAAAAAUUAUUUCCUGGUAGGUACAGAAUCCAACAUUGGCCACUAUGUUAGAUGACUGCCCCUAAAACAUAAUUGCCUUUGUACUUGUGAAGAUUACGUGUGUGAAUAUUGUCUCAAUGUAUUUUGGUCCUGCUGUUUAUACUGUUGAGGGUUCACUGGAUGAGCCUAAAUGCCAGGUGUUAAACGAACCACCUUGUUUAAUAAAAGACCGAACGUUGUUGAUAUUUUGUACAUGCAGCACAAACAAAAUUAGCCACAUAGCUUUUGAUAUUUUUGAAAAAAGCACUCAUUAACAUUGGUAAAUCUACUGUCAAGGGUUUUUGUACAUACAAGAACUCAAAUGAAAUCAGAAUAUAUAAGUGUACACAAGGGAAACUCUGGCUAUAUUAUGCUCUGCCUCCAACCCUGACAUGGCAAUACUGCUUUUGUAUUGGUGCACACUGUGGUUUUGAAAUGAAAAGAUGAAUAUGUUUAGCUUUUAUAAUGGAUACUUUUAUGCCUGGAUCGAUAGAUGCCCUUUUUGCAGGGUACAGCUUGAACUGAAAUAUAUAUCAGCCAUAUGAGAACCUCUCACUGAAACACUGGUUGUCUGUACAGCUGUACUUGGGAACAGAUGCACUUUGUUAUCUACCUUACAAUCAGAUAAAAUGACAUUCCUUACAAAGUCAUAUUAAAUUAUACUUUGAUGCAAUACUUUAGGUGAGCGCUUCAGAUAAUACUAAUUGCAAUAUUUCUAAAUCAAUUAUUCCAAAACUUUGUAAAAGGACAACUCAAGGUUGUUGUUUAUUGUCGUUACAGGGAAUCAGUGGGAGUAUUUUGUUGCGCAAGAUGCAGCAAAAUGAAAAAAAUUGCUGCUUGACUGGUCUUUGUUUGAAGGACAUCUAUAUUGCUUAUUUAUUGUCAGGAACUUUUCAAAGAGAUACAAUUUCAAUGUUUGUUAUAUCAAACGUUUGAGAGAUUCUUGUUGCAAACUACUUUGAUACAAAAAAAGAGAAAAUGUCUGAGGAUUGUGUUUUGUAAAUUGUUUUUGGUCAGUCUUUGAACCCUCUGUAAUUUAAACAAGCCAUCUGUACAGCUUUCUUCAUGUUAGAAUUGUUCUCUUUUUAGAAAUUGCUCUAAUUGUUCAACUUAAAAGACAGAAAAUAACCAACAAAAACAGCAAUAUUUAAAGCAGUGUUUGUUCCUAAUUUCGAAUAAUUAUAAUAAUAAUAAAAAUAUUUCAAAAGUGGUA